Molecule: messenger RNA, 1596 nt
Organism: Aspergillus clavatus NRRL 1
Lineage: Eukaryota; Fungi; Ascomycota; Eurotiomycetes; Eurotiales; Aspergillaceae
Product: mitochondrial distribution and morphology protein
Exons: 3
Coding region: 1-1596 (531 amino acids)
Biological process (GO): mitochondrion inheritance
Cellular component (GO): mitochondrial inner membrane
Source: RefSeq, a predicted model, not a curated record
AUGUCGCACCUGCAUAGGCCUACAAAAGAAGAGCUAUUAGCUGCCGCAAAUGGUUUUUGGUCCCGACUCAAGGUCCGGUUCAAGUGGUUCUCGAUUCGGAGCGUUCGGCCUUUCAAUUUCGAUGAGAUAACCGCACUAUUCUCCUGGGUAUUGCUUGGCCACGUUGUAUGGAUUGUGCUAGGAACGACGACGUUCUUCUCCUUGCUGAUUAUUGCAAUCAACACCGUCAUGGCUCAAGAAACCUUGGCUGGAUGGGUAGGAAAUUACCUUACAAAGUCAUCGGGAGUGAAGGUUGUUUUCGAAUCUGCUAUCGUUCCUAGGUGGAAAGAUGGCGUUAUCACUUUCAAGAAUGUGUUUGUCUCCAGACGGCCCGGUCAGGGAACAGGGCAUGUCAGCAAGGGUUCCUCCAAAACCGCAGCUGCCGUUGCAGCAGCUGCUACCUUUAGUGGAAGGUCCGGCCUUGAUUCCUCAUCGGAUCAGCCGCCGGCAUUGGAAGAGGAGGACACCAACUACACCCAAUUUGAUUUAUCGAUUGAGACUGUUAAUGUCACCUUGUCAUUCACAAAGUGGAUUAAUGGUAAAGGGCCUCUACGAGAUGUGGAGGUCAAGGGUAUCAGAGGGGUUGUCGACCGCAGAUCCGUGCAUUGGUCCGAUGAUGAGCUGGAUCCAAAGUCUUACCGGCAUGAACACAACCCUGGUGAUUUCGAGAUUGACUCGUUCAAAAUGGCCGACGUCCUAGUCACUGUGUACCAGCCGAACAAUUUCAGGCCGUUCUCCGUCAGCAUAUUUUCUUGCGACCUUCCACAAUUGAGAAAGCAGUGGCUUUUCUACGAUUUCAUGUCAGCAAAUAUGAUGACAGGUUCGUUCGAUAAUUCGUUGUUUACCAUCCAUCCCCGGCAAAGUCACAAUUUUGUUGGUGCACAAAUCGAUCAUAGCUUGGAGGAAUAUGGCAAACCCAGCCCGUGGAAGAAGCAUAAUAGGAUACGAAUUGAUGGGUUGAAUAUUGACCAUCUUAACCGGGGAGUACAAGGCCCCUUCUCUUGGAUACAUGAGGGAACUGUCGAUAUCGUUGCCGACAUCAUGUUCCCGGCUGAUCAUGAUGAAAGCCUUGCGCAAGUGAUGGCUGGGCUGUACGAUCGUCUGGAAGCGACUGUCAUAUCGAGCCAAUACGAUGGUCCGAAUUCGCAUCGUCAAACAGGAUCUGAAGAACCAGUCUCGAACGAGGAUAAGCGCUUUCUAGUCACUGAUCUACGACUCCAGUUGAACAAUGUUCGAGCAGUGGUUCCUUUGUUCACACGGGACCUUUCAUACAUAAACAAUGCGCUGAUACGUCCCAUUGUUGCUUACAUCAAUUCGAGGCGUACUUUUAUUCCCAUCAAUUGUCGCCUUGUUAAACGGGUCGGCGACUUCGAUGGCAGCUGGACGACAUUUGAUAGCGGACUCAUGGACGAUCUUUCAGCAGCGGUGUACGAUGCAUUUGCGCGGGAUGUGGUUGACGAGCAAGCGCGCAAGCGGCGGUUCAAGAAGGUUGGCUUCUGGUCUCUUCAACUGGCUGCCCAGGCACUAUUUAUGGGGAUGGCAGGGAAUAUAGCAUGA